UCUCGAAUAACUGACGCAGGCUUUGAGUCUGGCUGUUUGCAGUCGUCUGACUGAAUUGGGAUUGCAACAGAUUCACAGGGGAGUCAGCAGAUCACGUCUCAGAGACGAUUUCGGUUUGAAAAUCAUAUCAGAUGAUGUGGACGAAAUAGUUACGGCCAUGUAAAAUGGAGGAUAGUUUUGAUUGCGACUGUGGUGAGCUUGAGCCACCUGAUCACUGAGGGGAAUACAAUUCAGUGAAUGACGGAAUUUGGAUCAGGCAGUUAAAAAAGAAAAGAAACUGAGAACACGUGUAUGUAUUUGUAUAUGUGUAUAUACACACAUAUAAAUAUAACAUGUUUUAUGGUUUUAUGUACAUUUGUAUGCAGCUGCUCAGGAACAGUCACACACUGAAUGUAUUAGCACUGUGAAGAUGCAACUAGAUACUUUUGUAGUUUCUCAUGAGUUCAAAACGUAUUCAUUGACCUCAAUUUCCAUUCCAUUUGAUUUUUAAUAACUUUAUUUUCAGUUCAAUCAACAUAUGUAAAAAACUAUUAUAUUACAUUUCUAUGUUUGUAUUUAUUUUAUUUUUUUUACCAAAAUGUGAUUACAGAUUAGGGCAUUGAAUCAGACAGUGAGGGAUAGAUGGGGGAAUACAGUAAUCUUUCAAGUAAGCUAAAAUUUACAUCCUGAAGUUGGGAAACUGGUUGCUUUAUUGAAAGCCUAAAUAGCAUAGAGAACAGCCAGGCGACUGCAACAACAACAAAUUAAUCAAGAUGGCAGAGAAGUUUGAGUCUCUGAUGAACAUCCAUGGUUUUGACCUGGGCCCCCGCUACAUGGACCUGAAGCCUCUGGGCUAUGGAGGGAAUGGGCUAGUGUUCUCAGCGGUGGACAUGGACUGUGACAAACGUGUAGCUGUCAAAAAGAUUGUCCUCACUGACCCCCAGAGUGUGAAACAUGCUCUCAGAGAGAUCAAGAUCAUCAGGCGCCUUGACCAUGACAACAUUGUCAAAGUGUUUGAGACACUGGGCCCCAGCGGUCGCAGACUAACUGAGGACUUAGUCUCUUUGACCGAGGUAAACUCUGUCUACAUUGUACAGGAGUACAUGGAGACAGACUUAUGCCAGCUCCUGGAGAGGGGGCUCCUUUCUGAGGGCCAUGCCAGGCUCUUCAUGUACCAACUCCUCAGGGGCCUCAAGUACAUACAUUCUGCCAACGUGCUGCACAGAGACCUGAAGCCUUCCAACCUGUUUGUCAACACUGAGGACUUGGUGCUUAAGAUAGGGGACUUUGGGCUGGCACGGAUCAUGGACCCACACUACUCACACAAGGGACAUCUCUCAGAGGGUCUGGUAACAAAGUGGUACAGGUCUCCUCGUCUGCUGCUGUCUCCUAAUAACUAUACCAAAGCCAUUGACAUGUGGGCUGCUGGAUGCAUCUUUGCUGAGAUGCUUACUGGAAAAACUCUCUUUGCAGGCGCCCAUGAGUUGGAACAGAUGCAGCUGAUCUUAGAAUCUAUCCCUGUACUGAGGGAGGAGGACAGACAGGAACUGCACAGCGUCAUCCCCGUCUUUAUCCGCAGUGACAUGACGCAGCCACACACUCCACUGGCCAAGAUACUACCUGGUGCCAGCUCCCAGGCCCUAGACUUCCUGGAGAAGAUCCUGACUUUUAACCCCAUGGACCGUUUGACAGCAGAGGAGGCCCUUGCCCACCCCUACAUGGCUGACUACUCUUUCCCCCUGGACGAGCCUGUGUCUCUGCAUCCUUUCCACAUUGAGGAUGAGGUGGACGACAUUUUGCUAAUGGAUCAGAGCCACAGCCACACCUGGGACAGGUAUCAUGACAGCCAACUGUCUGAUGUUGAUUGGCACCUUCACAGCUUUCAUGAUCCAGAAGACGUCCAGGUUGACCCACGGGCACUCUCAGACGUCACAGAUGAAGAGGAGGUCCAGGUUGACCCUCGUAAAUAUGCAGAUGGAGAUCGGGAGAAAUUCCUGGAUGAGCCAUCCUUUGACUACUCCUCCAUGUUCCCCCCGGAGCACUCGUGGCAGGAGGAGCACCAUGAGAAUAAGUAUUGUGACCUAGAGUGUAGCCAUACCUGCAACUUCAAGGCUGUGUCUCCCUCCUACUUGGACAACCUCAUCUGGAGGGACAGUGAGGUCAACCACUACUACGAACCCAAGCUCAUCAUUGACCUAUCCAACUGGAAGGAACAGCAGAGCAAGGAGAAGGCCGACAGGAAGGCCAAGAGCAAGUGUGAGAAGAAUGGAUUGGUUAAGGCUCAGAUAGCCCUCCAGGCUGAGAAGACACAGAGCCCUGUGGAGAAGGAUAAGGAACAAGAGAAGAACCAGACCCAGGCCCAAAGCCAGCAAAACCAAGGUUUUGACUUUGACUCCUUCAUUGCCGGCACCAUCAAACUAAGCUUGCAGUCAGAGCCCUUCCAGGAGGUGGUGCAUUUAACUGAUGUGGGUGUCCUGAAUGAGGUUGGCCUCCUGAAUGAGCUCAACUCAUCCGUUUCCCAGCUGGAAGCUCUGCGUCCAGGCUCAAUGUCCAAGUCCAUCAGCCAGGAAAAGGAGGAAAAGUGCCUGGUAAAUCUUGCCCAACUUGAGGGAGGAGGUGGGGGCAGCGGAGCUAGUGGGAGUCCAGCUCAUCCCUGGGAGAGCUUUUGUGGGGGAGAGAAAGCAGAGGAGAGUGGUUUGAUAGAUGAGGUGUGCUGCGAUGUUCGUAAAGAGGAGCAGCACCAAAUGGAGAGCACUUACACCAGCUACUUGGACCAUCUAUUCAGCCGAAAGGAGGAAGGAGUGGGAGAGACCACAGAGACCCCAGAACCAGGGGACAGGGAGAGGGAUGCAGAUGCUGGACUCCUGGCGAGGAAUGGAGAGAUCAUGUUCAAUAUGCAGCUUAACUCUCUGGCCCUGCCAUGCUUCGACAGCCCGGGCGACUUGCCUCUGAAAUCGAUGCAAGCAUCCCUCGCCCCCUCUUCUGUCAAGUGCUCCCCACAGAUUGCCCCUCACAAAACCUACAGCAGCAUCUUCAAGCAUCUGAAUUAAACAAAGCCCUCGCAGUGCAAGAUCUAAGACAGUCCUUUUGCUUUUAUUUUGUUUAAAUAUUUGUUAUCUGACUUGAAACAUGUCAUACCUUUUUAUGUUUGGCUACUUUUAAGAAUCUUUUUAUUAUUAUUAUUUAAAAUGUUUGAAUUGUAAUGGUUUAUCACUAUGCCUACGAGUUUGUCCACACCCUCAUUGCUAAACUGGCAUAACCUUUGCACAAUGAAUACUGUAGACUUAAGAAGAGAGGAAAACAGAGGGAGGUGAAUGAAUGGAAGAAUUGGUGGGCUUGGAUAUGGGAUUCUAGGCUAGACUUGGCUAGCAGAGAGACAGGUAGAGGGGGAUUGUUUUCUCCAGGAGAGUGGGAAACAUGGUCAUUGACGUCAUCACUGUAGGGUGCUAUUAGACCGAUGGCCUUUACGGGAGGGAUGCAGGCAAGGGGGUUUGAAUUUAUUUAGAUUUAAGAAUUAUUUCUAUUUCAUUUUUAUUAUCAUGUAAUUAAUUAAUUUAUAUACCCACCACCCAAUAAAAGGCUUCCUUAAAUACCAAUUAAUUUUGACACAUAAUGCCAGCAGCAACCAUUCAAUGUAGACCUUUGUAAAUGUGUUAUCUACCUCAAGGUAACAGCCGCGAGAGACACUCAAAGCCGCACUAGUGCUUUAUAUACAUGACCAUCCUCAUACCAUGCAGUGACAAAAUGACCUACUCAUCUGUUUUGCAUAAACCACAGAGAAGUGUUUCAAUCAUCAUUAUUUAUUUCUACCAGAUGUGUGAUAUUUAUUUUCAUGAGACAUAUUUCAUUGUAACUAUUUUUGAUCGAGGCAUUGGAUGGACUCAUUUCAGCACUGAUUGGUUUGUUUGUUCAUAAAUUAACAGAAUACAUUCAUACACUUUUGUUUCCUUGUAUGUCCUUUAGAAUAUCAUAAAUGUUCAUAGGUACGCUCUGUUGAAUUUUUUAGAGGGAAAAAAACUGCUUUACAGAUCAAGCACCUACAAGUCUUAUUUUUCUUUUAUUAGUUUAUAUGUAUAGUUUAAAUUGUGUGCAUGGUCGCAACAGAUGAUAAAAUGGUUAAUGGUGAAGUAUAUUAUACGUUGUUUUUUAUUAAAUGUGUGUAUACCUUUUUCCAAGCAAGCAUGAUGCAUUAGUUAAAAGUGUAGCAUGUAGACCACUUAUGGACAUUUGUUUGCCUUUAAAUGCUGGUUGUGCAUUUUUUGUAAUCAGUUCCCUUGUUCUACAAAAUAUAUAAAAAUAAAGUUACCAGCAAAGAUG
Messenger RNA from Osmerus eperlanus (European smelt), 4296 nucleotides. It is a transcript of the gene mapk6, whose product is annotated as mitogen-activated protein kinase 6. The record is from RefSeq and is a predicted model, not a curated record. The transcript has 8 exons. Gene Ontology annotation, cellular component: cytoplasm; nucleus. Bases 753 to 3029 code for a protein of 758 amino acids. Gene Ontology annotation, biological process: protein phosphorylation; intracellular signal transduction. NCBI's taxonomy places the organism in Eukaryota, Metazoa, Chordata, Actinopteri, Osmeriformes, Osmeridae. Gene Ontology annotation, molecular function: MAP kinase activity; ATP binding.